Amoebophrya sp. A25 is the source of this 7185-nucleotide messenger RNA. The record is from the annotation of a GenBank genome assembly. Lineage: Eukaryota; Dinophyceae; Syndiniales; Amoebophryaceae.
UGACAGUUGCCGCGAUUUAGUAUUUUCAUGACUUAUUUUCUUUCCUUGCGGAGUGAAGUUUAGCUGAUAAAUGGAAGCCAUACCUCCGUCAAGUGAACGCAAGAAAGUCGUCGUUUCAGCAGCUGAAUCGCCAUGCAGUUCGUUUUUGGUUUCAUACAUGACUCUUUUGGAAAAAAAAGGAUGAGCAAUUGUCUGAUAAAUUUAAAGCAACCCACCAUGCUGGUCAAGCGGCUUUCUUAGGGAGCGUUGGGAGAAAACGUUUCGCCAUUGACUGUAGGUCACUUUCUUGAAGAUGGAGCUCGACGACCUCGAGGAUGUCUUCGAUUACAAUUUAUGGCGCUUGUGGUAAAGGAGAUUUCCAUUACGUGUUUGAAAUCGUUUUGUUUUUCUAUGGAUAGAAGAAGUAUCAUGCGUAAGAAAAGGUACUAGUACCGCGGUAUGUCAGAAGUUGUUGCAUACACUUGUACAAGUAGUUUCUCAAUGCGAAGAAAAAAGUUCUAUUGAGGGAAAAAAAUAGGAAUAUCUCUCUAAAAAUUCGUGAGAAUUUCCAGUUCGACGCCAAGCAAUGGCAGGAGCGGGAGUAUCAGGAGCAAAAGAUGCGCAUCGAGCAAGGGGCGCUUUAUCGAGACGAUGUGCGCGACCUCAUGGAGCUCACUUUAAGAAGAGCUACUUUUGCAAAAAGUAAUAGUUUACAAAAAAUUGCGCCGAGAAGCAGAUGUUUUUGCUCCACUUGAUUAUUUGCAAAUAAUAGAUGCCAUUUUCACCUCCGAGAAUAGGAGUGUUGUUACCUCGACGCGCCUAGCACUCCAGACUCGGCUAUAGUGGAAACGAGGACCUGUGAGACGUACACAGAUAGCUCGAUGUUCCGAAGGUGUACGUAAAUUCGUCUACAGUCUGUCGCAAAGAGUUACCUCUAUGUGUACUUGAUUUAGACAAAUUAUAAUUCAUAGAGGUAGUUCCGUUGAGCUUGAGGUUCAGAGUGUCUGUCAGCUCUAAUUUGGACAGGGAAAAUGGACGUUUACCUGCUCGUUAACGCGCUCCUCCUGGACAUGAGCGUUAGAAUCCUCUGCAAAGGCCAGUACUCUUUCUUCUUUUUCGUCGACUACAGAGGCUUCAGAGAUCAGAAUCUAUUGAGUAGUUAGCGCUAGAAAAAGGAUUCUAGGUGAUUAUAGAUACAUUUUCAUGAGGACUUCAUAGAAUGAAAAAUGAUGCUGCUUUUCGUGCCUUCUUAUUUGUGGACGUCGAGCUGAACUACUUAGCUGUAAGUUUUCGUUAGCUUGUGCUUGAUUCCUCUUUUGUCCUAAUGGUGGAAUGAAUAUGGUCAACAGACGCUUUCUGAGCAACGAGGAGUACACGGACGCAGCUCAGACCUGAUAGAGCUGAAGAGAUAUCAGAUUUAGAUAGAUGAUACUUGUACUUAAAUGAAUCAUUGAUCUGCAUCAUCUUGUUCGUUAGAAAGUGACAUAGCUCCUUGAGGAGUGUCCUCAUUAUUGUUCUCUCAAGACUACUAAACCUCACCUCGCCGUCCUGGAGUCUCAACGCUGCUCCGGAGUGGUUACGGUGGCUGUACUAUCUUUAUGGCUUGCCGUAAUUCAUCUCGGGAAGCAUCUACUUGGGAUGGUUUCGUGAGUAAAAAUGACUACCAAGAAGACACUCUUCGGGAUGAAUUUUUCAUGGGGAAGGUCUAAUACCUGUCGCUUUGCAGUGGGUUUCUGCUUUUUUUUCUGUCGCUAUGGCUUGCAAUGCAUGCUUCGGUCGCGAGUCACUCGUUUGCCGUUCGGUUGCUGACGCAGUUUGUCCGCUUACCGAUUCCUAGCGAUGAGCAGCUGAAUGCGGUGCGACCUCGUGCCGAAGAAUUUGAGGGCUACAACAUGAAAGACAUGCUCCGUGUCCCGCUCAUCAAAGUGGCAGCGAAAAAGCUGGAAGCCUCGUUGCUGGGUGGAGAACAUCACGCAGCUAACUCGAACUGCACGGCAGCUUCGGAGGGCAGGUUUUGGGCGUCAGAAAUGCCCGCAACGCCCUCAUGCGACGGUAGCGGUUUCGGUUUGGGCGCGCUUCUGCCGGAAGACGAACGCAUCGAGGUGACCUCCUUGGAACACGUCAAGCUCUAUCGCCGAAUGCAAGCGAAUUUCAUAAGCUAUGACGCAUACGCGCGUGCAGGCACGUCGAUCGGGCUAAACUCUCUACUCUUCAGUCUUUGGUUAUGAAUAGCCCAUAAAAUCGAAGUCUAUUUUCAUUUUUCUUGUAGCUUGAUGUUGAUGACAGACGAGGCACUGCGCAUGAUUGACAAUCGAUUUCGGCAGUUAUUUCUUCAUACUGAUAUUUCUGUCUUGGCAUCGUGGUAACGGAGCACGCGGAGGCGGGGCAAUGGGCAUCCUGGGGCUGCUGUUUGAUCAUGGCUGUCAAUGUGCUUCUUGUCGCGAAGAUCGACUUCGAUUUAGGGGGGCGCUCUUUCGGCCUGAUCUCAGUGAUGAUUUUAAGGCCUGCCGUGAAUAAAUCUUCCACUUUCCUCGUAAACACCUUCACGCUCGACAAGGGUUUUGUCAAGGUCCAAUCUGAAAGCGUCUUCUCAUAGACGAGGGCUUUUUCACAGGUAAUAUCAGAUCAUUGAGAAGCUGCUCGCAUCGGGCAGAAAAGGCCGUCACUAGGAGCCCUAAUUAUUCUGCUCCCAUCAGUCUUCUCGGUACUAGCGGUGACUUUUUACCGGUGGCACAUGUAUCGCGCACACAUCUAUUUUGUGCUCUUGGUUUUCUUCUUCCACAUCUGUUGGAUCCUCGUAGUGCUGUUCCUGGUGAAGGCGGGCACAGACGAACAGGUGAAACUUCCACACCAGUUUCGGCAGGUGCUCUACCUCGACGUCUUCGGGCAGUGGUCAGAGAUCAUGCAGAGCAGCAACCCUUGGGCGUCUCCGAACCAGAAGUGGUGCCCUCGCCGAUUGGAUGCGCAUCAUCAGGCUUUACGUCUUAGAACGCUUUCUCUAGCCUCGACUUCUACUUCACCUCGUUUAAUUAUUCAUUGCUGAUGUGUCAUUUGCUCCCUAAAGGGCAUUCUCGAUUGAAUUAUCCUCGAGGUAGCGACUGAAAUAGAGGCUUUAUCCAUUAUCGUUGGUCACCUCCAGCAAUAUCGCUAUUUAUCUUGCUCUAAUCAAAGGGAGCGUGCAGCAGCCGCAUGCAAGUUCAGCAGCAGCUUCUCCAAGCAUGAUCGCUCAAAGCGGUGCAGAGCCUGUGGAUCCGUUGCCGCGACGGCGGCCUGAGUCACCGCCGGAGCAGUACCUGGCAGCCUACCUGUCCAUAUGCGGCAUGCGCCGGUUGAUGCGCGGCGGAGAGGUUACCGUGCCACUUGAGGCAGAGGAACUAGUCGCGGGCUACGAGGCUGUUGCAGCGCACCUCCUGGAGCCGCUAGAUGGGGUCCUCGUGCCACUGGUGUGCAUUUCAGCCAAAGGGGAGUUCGUCGACAACGUGAAGAAGAACCGCGACCGCGUCGCUUGUUUGUAUUUACGGCUGGUAUUAUACUGUGUCUCGGUGCUUUGAAUGAUGGAUGCAUCUUCAUGCACCAGUGACCAGAGAUACUUCAGACAAGUGUAGUCUUGUUUUACUUCCUCAUUGCGUAGCAGCCGUGGCCGAGUUUCUUAUUUCUACUACCGAGGAGCCGUAGCCAUUUUGGCUCAAGGGUGUACACAGGUUGUCCUCUUCGUUGGCUGGGGUAGCCUCUUUUGGUCCCUCCCCCCUUUUUUGUCAUGUUUUAAUCUUUCCCCGACUCUGGGGCUCUCAUCUGGUUUUGCUUACUCCAGCUCUUCUAGCGUGGCACUAUCUCAUGCGAUGUUCUUACUUCACUGCAAUUACAAAAUACUACUGGUUGUUCCUUCUACUACCGAGGAGCGCUCAUGAGGCUAUGAACCCUAUGCACUCCAGGGCAUACUAAAGAUUUUUGUCUUGUCGUACGAAACUGAAAAUUCCUAGCUAGCGCUAGGGUCUGUUCACGCUAAACCUUUUGGUUAGCGCUACCCACUUAAUACAACUGACAACAAUUCAGACCUGAGCUGAGACUGCUAUCUAUCGGGGACUGAGGAAUGUCUCUACACUUGAAAUCUGGUCUAAUGUAUGAUCCAAUCUCGCGUGCGGCUAUUAUUCCCGGUGUCACCGCGGCGCGAGCACAGGAGCAGCAGCGCGUGUGUCUGCCGUUGGCGACUCUACGUCGCCAUCUUGGAGUAUUGGAGGCGGCCGGGCUGGAGGACCUGGUCUCUUCUGCAGGGGGGACGUCCGGGUCUUCGUCUGCAAGCAGUAGCGCUGCUCCUCGAGGGGUGUGGAGCGCGCUGCGCCGUCGUGCGCGUCGAAACCGCGGUAGUGACGGCGAAAAAUCCGUGUCGCCAAAGCGCAAUAGACAACCGGAGGCACGGCCGAGCGACCUUCAUAUGCUCUAUGGAGACGAGUCAGGAACUGGCACUUCACUCUCAUCGGCAUAUGCUUCUGGUGUUACGAAGAAUGCCAAUCCAGAAGACCAUAGACAGUGUCACGGCGAUCCAGCGAGCUAUUCAGCGGCCUCAUCCCGAGAAGCCAGUCGGAGCGUGCUCGUCUCCAGUGGCACUGGGGUGAACAAUACACCGCGCAAAGCGGCGACGCCGUCUGGUGGUGCCAGCAGUAUUUCGUCCCGGCAGGACGACGUGACUAGUAGUGAGAAGGAGUCUUGGGUGUCGCAGCUUCGGAAGCGGCUAGCUUGGCAACUCGCCGACCGGACUCGGAGCGCGAUCGCGAACGAAAAUGUGAAACACCUGCGGGCGCAGCAGCCGCUGUUUCACAAUCGCUAUAUUGACCGCAGGGUGGCGGAACUGAAAGAGAACUCCGUCACUUCGAGCUGCGCUUUUUUCCCGGUGAACAACUUCAACCGCAUCCGUCUCGGCCCCGACGCAUCUACGCUGCGCGACGCGACCCUUGCGCACGUGAACGAAGAGGAUGACGAGGAACAGCUCAUCGCCAGCGGUUCGCGCCGCUGUUGGGCGAAUCAAAUGCGCCCUGGGAACGUGCCGUGGUUCAUGUUUCUAAUCGCCAUGACACUUUUUCUUUCGCUUUGGGUAGCUGCUUUUCUCUGGUUCUUCAAGCGCCUUUUCAGCGACAGUUAUCGUCUUCACAUGUUAUACGGCCCUGACUACUUGAACUUGGUUAGGCACCAGGAAGAUGAGGCGAGCACCAGGACAUACAGUCAUGCCGCUGACGCAGGUGCAUUGGAAACUCAGGGCCAUGCCUCGACCGCUGCUGUCUCUAGAGCAGAGUCAUCGUGGCAAGCUGUUUGGUCGAACUCUGCGGUUGCGGCAGCGGCGGCUUUGCCCGAAUCAUCGUCGUGGCCGAAGCGUUCCGCUUUGGUGGUCAAUAGCCGUCUCGUUGAAAAGGUGGAAGCGCAAAUGCCGAUCGCGCCAGAGGAAGCUCUACGCGCAACUUGGAUUCAGCCUGGAAAGCAGGAGACACUUCUUAUGGCUUGCCCCCGAUAAUCCAUCUUGAGAGGCACCCUGGAGAUGUUUUGAAGGGAAAAGAAAGGGUCUCAGGGUGUAGCUCAAGGCAGCUCAAGGUGGAUUAUUGUGGGCAUCACUAAAAAGAGGCAGGCAAAACAGGCGACUUCACCCUGGAGGAGUGCAGAUUCCAUCCAGGCUGGGCGUGCGUCAGCUGUUCGGAUCCAGGAACGCACCUUAGUGUUGCCUAGUCACUUGAGGAGCUUGAUGCCUAUACCCGUAGGCGUGCAAGGGUUGUUGCUCGACUCACGUGGCCGGCUGCGUUCCGCUGGGGACGGAGCACUGAUGGCGACGCGCGUGCGCGAUGCAGCCAUCGUUUGUUCGCCUUCUGUGAGAGGCAGUGGAAGAAAGGAGGGGGCUGAAACUUCUACUAGCACGUCUGCUAACUCUCCAGGAUUGUCAAAGAAAGAAGAUGCAUUUUGCGCGAUCGUCGCGCUGCUGCUGGACGGCGUACUUCAGGUUUACGAGUGGUCAACGGGAGAAGGUAAGCCCUCAGUUACACAAGUCGGGGAGCCUGUUCCACUCUUGCGUGCAGGUGCGGAGUCGUUGCUGGUUGAUGUUGCCGACACGGGGGAUGAUAUUGCUGUCUACAUCUUUGUGGAUGAGCAGUCGGGGCAGGGAUCAGCGGAGCUCCUAGAACGAUCACCAAGCGGGAAACUGGCAGGGAGGCAAGUCCGUCAUACCCCAGCAAGUCGACGUCGUGCUCGGCGUAAGUUACCAGAGAGAAAAUCGGAUUUCAAAAAGGACGCGCGAUGCGUCGCACAAGCAGGCGAAACGAGAGAGCGGGGCAAUUAUGCAGAUGAAGAAAGUACUAGUCGGCGAGGGAAGCGUGCUAGUAGAAGGUCUAAUCAUGGAUGGCUCCGGGGCGGCCACCGUGCAUCGAGAAAGCGCUGGAAGUCAACGGUUGCAAAGCACAACUCGAAUCCUACUCAAGUGCUAAAGUUUUCAUUGAAGUUUUGGCACGAGGCAGGAGGGGCGUCAUCGCGUGGAAACCACAUUGUUCAUCUGCAAAAACAUUACGACGACACUCACGCUGCUGAUACUGCAGUCCGACUUCAUGCGUUGCUUCUACCUACAUGGGAGCAGAAAAUUCUCACGUGUCCGGAAGAGAUGAGUGUGGCUCAGGAUUGGUCAAGAGAUGGACCGGCUGUUUACAGACCUGGCGCCAUCCCUAACGCUGGAGCAGGUGGCGAAGAAUCAGCCUCAAAAGAACUCGUCGUUUCUUGCUCCCAAGUUUUAGAUCCCAGACCUGUGCGAUUCCUCGUUACUGACAAUAAGUUAAGAGGAUCUCUUCGGCAACAUCCUUGCUACAGCGUGGUUCUAGAAAAAUGUAAAUAAGAUGUUUCCUUCAGUGGAAGUGCCGACUCACGCGUCGGAGGUGUGAAGGAACAAGCACCCAGGGCAAGGAUAUUGCGACGAGCUCUAAGAUGCAGCUUGUUUGUGGAGCGCGUUGUUGCUUCAUCGGCGUAGAUGGCUCACUUCACUGUGCCGCACGACGUGGCGCCAUUGCAUCAUAGGUUCAUCAUCAAGUCUGGGUGGUCUGGAGAAAUAAAAAUCAUAACCCUGCCCCCCAAACUGCUGACGACAUUCAACAAUUUUGCAUUUUUUUGCGGGUCUCUAGAGUCCUUCCAGUGCAGUAGUCAAAUCGAACUGUUGCUCAAGCAGCAGGAGCCUACAACAAGAAU